GUUUCCUAAAACCCCCUAUAAAUUUUUGCCUCUACGCUCUGCAAAUAUCGUCCCCUGCAUUCUAAAUCCGUUCGAGUCUAGCAGCCAUGGCUUCGACUCUCUUCAAAUCCUUCUUUUUUCUCCUCUUCUUCGCCAUUUUCGCCGUCUCCACCGCCGAAGACACCACGGCGGCGGAAACACUCGCCGCUCCUCCCCAUCACUACGCCGCUGUACCACCUGCUCAUCACCAUCACCACCACUCUCCCACUCCGGCACCAGUACCUCCCCAGACCCACUUGCCACUUCACCCACCGGCUCAGCCACCGAGCCACCACCACCACAUCCACAGCCAGCCUCCGGUUCACCCACCCCAUUUCCACCUCCCUCCAGCUCACGCGCCGGCUCCCGGGCACCACCACCAUCAUGACGUCCACCCAUUGCCACCUCCUACUCACUCGCCGGCUCCGUUACACCCUCCGAAGCCUCGGCUGCUGAGGAGCUUCAUUUCAGUUCAAGGUGUCGUUUAUUGCAAGUCCUGUAAAUACGCCGGAGUUGACACACUUCUCGGAGCUACCACCGUCGCUGGUGCGACCGUGAAGCUGAUUUGCCAGAACACCAAAUACCCAUUGGUUCAAACCGCCACCACUGACAAGAACGGCUACUUUUUCAUCACAGCACCAAAGGCCGUCACCAGCUACGCCUUCCACAAAUGCAAGGUCGUUCUCGGCUCAUCCCCCACCCCUUCCUGCAGCAAACCCUCUGCCCUCCACGGCGGCGCCGCCGGAGCACCCCUCAGGCCUCAGAAGUCUUACAUCGACGCCAACAAGCUCCCCUACGUCCUCUACUCCGUUGGCCCUUUUGCCUUCGAACCCACAUGCGCUCAUCAUUAGUUUCUUUUUUUUUUUUUUUUUUU
Messenger RNA from Cucurbita pepo subsp. pepo (vegetable marrow), 892 nucleotides. RefSeq lists its product as uncharacterized. The record is from RefSeq and is a predicted model, not a curated record. Gene Ontology annotation, cellular component: cell periphery. NCBI's taxonomy places the organism in Eukaryota, Viridiplantae, Streptophyta, Magnoliopsida, Cucurbitales, Cucurbitaceae.